Moesziomyces antarcticus is the source of this 933-nucleotide messenger RNA. RefSeq names its product synaptic glycoprotein sc2. NCBI's taxonomy places the organism in Eukaryota, Fungi, Basidiomycota, Ustilaginomycetes, Ustilaginales, Ustilaginaceae. The coding region runs from base 1 to 933 and encodes 310 amino acids. The record is from RefSeq and is a predicted model, not a curated record. Gene Ontology annotation, biological process: very long-chain fatty acid biosynthetic process. The transcript has a single exon. Gene Ontology annotation, molecular function: oxidoreductase activity, acting on the CH-CH group of donors; protein binding.
AUGGCCUUCACUGUAACCGUUGAGAAGCGCAGUGCGCCUGGCAAGCCUGCCUCCAAGGGCUUCCCGCUCACCGUCUCGCUGUCGUCGUCCAAGUCGACGCUGGGCGAGCUCAAGACGAAGGUGGCCUCGGCCUCGCGCAAGCUUACGGUCGAGCGCCAGCGCAUCACCACCGAGGACAAGAAGCCGCUGCUCGACGAUGACAAGUCGCUCGCUGACCUCGGCGUCGCCUCGGGCCAGACGGUCUAUGUCAAGGAUCUGGGCCCGCAGAUCGGCUGGAAGACGGUCUUCCUCACCGAGUAUGCCGGCCCCAUCUUCAUCCACCCGCUCUUCUACUACUUUGGCCCGCAGAUCUGGCGGCGCGAGUUUGUGCCGUCCAAGAUGCAGACGGUGGCGCUCUCGCUCGCUGUGGCGCACUACGUCAAGCGCGAGCUCGAGACGCUGUUUGUGCACCGAUUCAGCAACGGCACGAUGCCGCUGUUCAACAUCUUUAAGAACUCGACGCACUACUGGUUCUUGUCGGGCUUCCUGCUGGCGCCGUUCGUCUACUCGCCCUGGUUCUCGGCGUCGUCGGUGGCAGGCACGAUCCAGGACAACCCCAAGUUCAUCUUUGGCACCGCGGCGGUCAUGGUGCUCGCCGAGCUCUCCAACGCCUACACGCACAUUAUCCUCAAGAAUCUGCGCCCGGCAGGCACCAAGGUGCGCAAGAUCCCGCGCGGAUUUGCAUUUGAGCUCGUCUCGUGCCCCAACUACUUUUUCGAGUUUGUCGCCUGGGCGGCGUUUACGGUGCUCACGCUCAACCCGGCCAGCGCGCUGUUCGCGGCGGUCUCGACGGCGCAGAUGUACGUGUGGGCGAUCAAGAAGCACCGCAACUACAAGAAGGAGUUCGGCAAGGAGUACCCCAAGCGCAAGGCCAUGUUCCCCUUCAUCGCCUGA